GUCACACUGCCCCAGCUUUGUGCUGGAGUCAGCUGGGCAGCGCAGCAGCAGCAGGGGCAGAUCGUCCAUGCCGUGUAGCCGCACGAGUGAAGCUGGAAUGGCCGCUUUCCCGCUGAGUUGAAUAAGAAGAGUAAUGUCAGGGCAGGGAGCCCAGUUGGACUGAGGAUCAGAGGGACGAAAAGCUGAGAUAAAAGCAGAGGUUCCUUGUAGAAUUUAACUUGGUGCUGGGGGCUUGGCAGUGGGAGAUCUCGCAGGCAGCAGCUGAGAAGAGGGCGUGAGUGCACUUCCCCAUCAAGUGUGGAUUAACGCGCUGGAGAUUCAUGUGGGCCCCAGACCUCCAGGCCAGGCUGGGGGAUGACGCUGUUUCUACUGCACUAGGAGCGCUGUGGGCAGCCAUGGCACUGGAGGGGAGCCGUCCCGAGCGGGAAUCCCCCAGCGCCGCGUUGGCCAGGAGGAGGCGCCGGCAUGCAGCCCGUGGGGUGGGCCGGAUCACCGGGGCCUUCCUGGCCAGGACACGCCUCCACGGGCUGAAGUACGUAUGCUCACAACGCGCCUCCCUCAGGCACCGAGCCCUCUGGUUGCUGGCGCUCUGCACCUCCCUGGGCCUGCUCCUCUCCUGGUCCUCCAACCGCUUCCUCUACUGGCUCUCCUUCCCCACCUACACCAAGGUGCACAUGGAGUGGGCCAAGGAGCUGGCCUUCCCCGCCGUCACCAUCUGCAACAACAAUCCCGUCCGCUUCUACAAGCUCACCAAGAGCGACCUGUACUUUGCUGGACACUGGCUGGGCCUCUUGCUGGCAAACCGGACUGCUCGGCCCAUCAUCCUGGACCUGCUGCAGAAUGAGCGGCAGGCCUGGUUCCGCAAGCUGUCUGACUUCCGUCUCUUCCUGCCCCCCCGCAAUUUCGAGGGCACCAACUUGGAGUUCAUGGACCGUCUGGGCCACCAGCUGGAUGACAUGCUGCUCUCCUGCAAGUACCGUGGGGAGACAUGCGGCCCGCAGAACUUCUCCUCUGUCUUCACUAGGUAUGGCAAGUGCUACAUGUUCAACGCAGCCGAGGAAGGGAAGACUCUGCGCACCACAGUGAAGGGGGGAACAGGGAACGGACUGGAGAUCAUGCUGGAUAUUCAGCAGGAUGAAUACCUUCCUGUGUGGGGUGAGACAGAGGAGACGGCGUUCGAGGCGGGGGUCAGGGUGCAGAUCCACAGCCAAGCUGAGCCCCCCUUUGUUCACGAGCUUGGGUUCGGUGUUGCCCCGGGGUUCCAGACCUUUGUUUCAACACAGGAACAGAGGCUGACCUAUCUUCCACCCCCUUGGGGGGAGUGUCAGUCCAAAGCCCUGGAGUCAGGAUUCUUCCAGGUGUACAGUGUCACGGCCUGCCGGAUCGACUGUGAGACGCGCUACAUCGUGGAGAACUGCAACUGCAGGAUGGUGCAUAUGCCAGGUGAUUCCCCUUUCUGCACCCCAGAACAGUACAAUGAAUGUGCAGAGCCAGCACUAGCAAAGCUGUCAGAGAAGGACAACAACAACUGCAUCUGCCGGACCCCCUGUAACAUGACCCGCUACAAUAAGGAGCUGUCCAUGGUGAAGAUCCCCAGCAAGACCUCCGCUCGAUACCUCGAAAAGAAGUUCAACAAGUCUGAGAAGUAUAUCGCGGAAAACAUCCUCGUCCUGGAUGUGUUUUUCGAAGCCCUGAACUAUGAGACAAUUGAGCAGAAGAGAGCUUAUGAAGUGGCUGGUUUACUGGGUGACAUCGGGGGGCAGAUGGGCCUGUUCAUUGGAGCGAGCAUCCUAACGAUACUUGAGCUGUUUGACUAUGCCUACGAGGUGAUGAGGGACAAAUUGCUUGACUUUCUGAGCCAAGAAGAGGAAGAAGGGAGUCACAGAGAGGAUGUGAGUACCUGUGAUCCGGUGGCAAACCACUCAGAAGCCAUCAGCCACACUGUGAGCGUGCCACUGCAGACCACGUUAGGAACACUAGAAGAGAUUGCCUGCUAGUGCCCAGGGCUCCCAUCUUCCCUGUCAGCCACCAGCUGGGACAGCAGACACAGGGGGCCUUGGGAAGGGAGGAGGGCCUGCAGCUUUGAGUGACACUGCAGUAUCCUUGGAACAAGAAAUCAAUGAAACUUACAGCAGAAGAAAACCAAGAGCUUUGUUACUACAUGCUGCACAGAUGGGAAAAAAGACCUGUCUUCUUGACUUAACUGCACUCUCUGUGAGUGGGGAAAGACUUGGACAUUCAUCCUCUUUUUGCUCCUGACAGACUCUGAGAGGCAAGGUCUCUAAAUUCAUGGAUGAAUCAAAAACAGACCACUGAGGGAAAUAUAUCUGUAUAGAUUUGUGUAUACAACUCACUCUGUCAUUCACAACCUACUGCCAAAACUGUACAUUUGCCAACUGUCCCACUUGCAUGUUGGUUCUUUGGAUACAGUGCUUUUUACUAAUGCCAUGACUGUUUUUUUGCUUAUGCUGUGUGUCUAUGAAAUUAAAUGGCUUGCGAGGUAAAGUGUGGUGCAUUACUAUAGGUAGCCAUCUUGCAAAGAGGGUCACAGUCAGUCAGUACUCCAACAUAAAUAGCUUUAUUUGUCAGUUAAAUGUAGUGUGUUACAAUCUCUGUAAUGUGUGGUCCCUGGUACACUCAUAUUUUGUAUGGCAUCAUUUUUAACAAGCUCAUUUAAACAAUUGCAUUGAAUAUUCAUUGCUCAUAUGAGAUGGACAGGAAGCGAACAGAAAUACAAAUAUGGAUAAUCUUAAGAGGUGCAGGGACUACAAAAUGGUGGUGUUAGAGGCAUGGAUAUGAGGCAAGGUUUACAUGCUAAAGCAAUCUCUGAACAGCCCACUCUACCAUUUACUACUUACUUUAAAUUGAUUACCUGCAAUGUCAUGGACAUAUAUGUAUACUACAUUACAUAGCUGUAUGUUUACAACUAUACAUACCAAGCUAUUUUUCAGUUUGGGUUAAAUGUGAAAAACAGCUGUUACUACCGUCAUUAAUGCUGUUCACAGUGUCAGCCUAACUGGGUGGUAUUCCAGUAGAGUAAAUUAAGGUAAGGCUUUCCUUUAGGGGUCUGCUAUUGCAUAAUUGUAUUUUUUAACAUAAGUGAAAAUGGUUAAAUCAUAAACAGUGCUUUCUUCAGAUUAGAAAAAUCCAAAUUAAGUCUAAAUAAGGAGUGUAGCAUUUGUUGCUGAGGGAUGCUUGGACCUAUCUGGUAGGCAAUCAGAGAUAAAUUCUCCUGUUCUUAAUAACUGCAGUAUCAGUUAUGCAGUAUCAGUAUGCACCAUCUGUUUUUGGUUUCUGCCAAACCUGAAAUAGAUAAGUAUAUGAAUCACUGUAUCCAGAACAGCAGUUCAAGUUAAUUAGUAGCUGGGUGAACAAGACUGUUUGUUCUGACAUAUUGAUAGAUUGGCCAUGUUCAAACAUGAUGAUGAAAAAUCUUAAAGUUAGAUGUCUUUAAUUUCUUGAUGUCAAAUGUUUUCAGGCAGCAGCAGUCUUGUCAUUUUUUCAGUUCAUCCAUUUUAGAACCAUGCUCUAUUUCUUUGUGCCUCAGUAAGAGC
Molecule: messenger RNA, 3554 nt
Organism: Megalops cyprinoides (Indo-Pacific tarpon)
Lineage: Eukaryota; Metazoa; Chordata; Actinopteri; Elopiformes; Megalopidae
Product: acid-sensing ion channel 2-like
Exons: 10
Coding region: 321-1997 (558 amino acids)
Biological process (GO): sodium ion transmembrane transport
Cellular component (GO): membrane
Molecular function (GO): ligand-gated sodium channel activity
Source: RefSeq, a predicted model, not a curated record